CAUGCGGCACAUUUUACGCGAUGAAACGUCAGCACUGUAAAUAGAAGCGCUUCGGGUAGGAUACCGGUGGUCUUCGUGCUGCGCAUCCAUCUUAUUACACGCGAUCGGAGUCAUCCGGAGUUGAUUAGAAUCUUCAGAUCGACGUCUCUCUCAUCGGAGCCUGCUUAGAUCGUCGAAGCAAUCGCGAAAAUGACCAGCUCCCCGGUGCUAAAUCCGGAAAUCCCAUACGUGGGACAAGUGGAAGGAGGCUUGAGAGCAGGUACUAUGCUGACAAUACGGGGUGAAGUACCGCCACAGGCUGUACGAUUUGCCGUCAAUUACCAACUCGGACCAACAUUAAAUCCGAGGGACGACAUAGCUAUUCACGUGUCUCCGCGUUUCCCUGAAGGCUUUGUCACCAGAAACAGCAUAGAAUCGAUGAACUGGGGCAUGGAGGAGAACUCUGGUCCAUUGUGGAUUCAGCCUGGUCAGAAAUUUGAAAUGAUGAUCUUGUGCGAUUAUCACUGCUACAAGAUUGCUAUAAAUGGCAGGCACUUCGCGGAGUUCGCUCAUCGAUUACCAUUCAUAAAAGUUACUCAUCUGGUUAUCGAUGGCGAUGUCGAGAUACACUCCAUUACUUAUGAACAAGUAUCGGUUGAUCCGCCGAAGUCCCCUGCUACAGCACCAGAUGAUGUAUCAGCUGCUAAUUUUGGACCACCCCCUCCUGGUGGAUUGUAUCCAACGAUUCAAGGCGGAUAUGGACCUCCUCCUCCAACUGGUUAUGGACCUCCUCCUCCAUCUGGUUAUGGACCUCCCCCGCCGACUGGUUAUGGUCCCCCUCCUGAUGCUUAUGGUGGUCCUGGUGGUUACAAUCCACCUAGAGGCUAUGGGUAUGGUCAGCCUGGUCCCGAUAAACCAGAAGAAGAAGGCAUCUUUGGAGAUUGUUUAGACAAAGUUGGAUUAGCGAUAGGCGGAUUAGUGGCGGCCGGAGGAGUAGCUGCAGCCAUGAAUGCGAUGAAUAAGAAGGAAGAAGGUCAUGACGAGAAAGAUCAUGAAAAAGCGGACGCUGCCAAGUCGAAGACGGAAAGUGAAAGUGGUUUCGGAAAUUUAGCUGGGUCUCUUGGAAUGGCUUUAGCUAGUAGUCUAGCAAGUAAUGCCUUGCAAGGUAAUACACAAGCACAGCAAGGUUAUCCUGCUCAGCAGCAAUCGAGCGGCGGUGGUGUAUUGGGAUCUAUUUUUGGAGCCUUGGGUGGUGGAGGAGGCUCUCAACAACCUGCCUAUUCUUCAAAUCAACCGGCCACCGGUGAUGGCCUAGGCGGAACGUUAGGAUCUAUACUUGGUGGUGUUCUCGGCGGUGGUGGAAGCCAUCAGCAACCAGCGUAUCAACCAUCGGGAGGAUACGGCGGCUAUCAACCGUCAGGUGGCUAUCCGGCAUCCGGCGGUCAGAGUUCUGGUGGAUCGGAUCUUUUAUCGGGAAUAGGAUCUGCCUUAUUUAGUUCGGCUUUGGACGGUUUAAGCAAACGUGGAAAAGAUAAAUCUCAUGAUGAACAUCAUUCCGGACCACCGCCAAGUUAUGAGCCUCCUCCACCAAAACCAGCUCCGCGUCCAGAAACUCCACCGUCUUCAGGUGGGAAGAAAUUAACAGCAGAUGAAAUUUCAAAGGGACUAGGACUGGAUGAUUAAACGCGCGUCAACAACGCGGAAAUAAGCUUUAGCCUACAAAUACACGCACCACACAGUGUAAUGAUUUUAUGCUCUCUUGUUGCUUGAAAACGUAAUUUCUAUAUAAUAUCAUGAAUCUUGUUUGUUAAAAUAUGAUGUACUCGUUCGUCCUUUGUCUCAAUAGAUUUUUAAUCGUACUGGCAUAUAUGCUGGCUAUACUCGUAUAUGAGAUAUAGAAAUGCAAGCGAAUAUUUUUCAAUAUAUUAUAUAAAUACAUUGUAUAAUUGAUAUCAAUUAGAUAUUUAAGUUCGUUCCAAAAUUGCUUUUAAAGGUUGCAUAUCUUUUAGAUAGAAAACAGAAAUCAAAUAUAUACCUUUAUGAUGCCUUCCGUGAAAUAAUCCAUAAAUGAUAAUUAUACAAACAUAGGAAUGAGAAGUUAAUGUAUU
This is a messenger RNA of Camponotus floridanus (Florida carpenter ant), 2087 nucleotides long. RefSeq names its product spidroin-2. Bases 190 to 1662 code for a protein of 490 amino acids. Gene Ontology annotation, molecular function: carbohydrate binding. The record is from RefSeq and is a predicted model, not a curated record. Lineage: Eukaryota; Metazoa; Arthropoda; Insecta; Hymenoptera; Formicidae. The transcript has 6 exons.